This is a messenger RNA of Labrus bergylta (ballan wrasse), 1666 nucleotides long. The record is from RefSeq and is a predicted model, not a curated record. Lineage: Eukaryota; Metazoa; Chordata; Actinopteri; Labriformes; Labridae.
ACUGACCCUCUCCUGAUGAUGAUACUGAUUUGUCAGUCUCUCAUUGAACAAAAGAAGAAGAUCGUUUAAACCAACCAAACAUUCUCCAUCCCAACAUGGCAGACGACCUCUACAGCAGCACCUUCUCCGCUUCAGAAUCAGACUUCUCGUCCGCUUCUUCCUCCUCCUCCUCUUCCUCCUCGGCCGCUGCCUACGUCCUCACGCUCGAGCAGAGGGCGGCAUUCGUCUUUGUCCUCAUCCUCUUCAUCUUCCUGGGCUUGCUGAUCGUCCGCUGUUUCCGGAUCCUGCUGGACCCGUACCGCAGCAUGCCGUCCUCCACCUGGACAGACUAUAUGGAGAAGGACACCUUCGACUACCGUAUUUCCUGACAGGCAGCCUGAGAGGCAGCAACCCUGACAACCAACAAGUUAAACUGAGAUGACGAUCACACUGAACCAGUAAUGCAGAAACACAAGCGCACAUUUCCCCCUUCAACAAGACUAGCUGGCAGCAUGAUGGGAAAAUAGUUUCAACAUUCAUCAGCUCUUUCUUUCAAGUUAGCGUCCAAAUAACAAUCUGCUUUCAGGGCUGGGAGACAGGACAAACAGUUUUACAAACAGUGGAGGUGCCCCCCCUGCUGGACAUUAGAAUAUGAAUGCAGAUUUUUUUCAUUUCUGUAUUCGCUUCAUUUUUUAAAACAAGGAGACUACGUCCAUUACUUAAGUACAGUCUAUGCUUCAGCCUACAGAUGAUACAAAAAAUUAACCAAUACAAUUUUUCAUUAAAAAAAAAAAAAGGUAACUCAGAAAUAAAUGGUUCCCCUGCUCCUGAUCAAAAAUCAAAACACAGAUUUCUGGCCUUUCACUUCUUUCUGAGACUUUAUCCCACUACCCACUACUCCACCUCGGGUUAAGGCCCAACUAUCCAGGGACACGCAGUCUUUAAAAUGUAGAAUUCUAAUUUGACCGUGGGUAAACAGAAGAGUCUGUACUCACAUAAAAGGGCGACAAGUUUACAAUGAGUCGACUCUAUAGACAUUUUUGAUAAAUUUGGGAAAGUGCACACUGUGUUAUUCUGCUUCCUGUCUGAUAGUCGUCUCAGUCUGCCUGGCAGGCACUCAUCUGGGCAAAAAACACAACAUGUAUCAACAAUGCAAAUAGGAAGAAAUGUUUGAUUCAAUUAAUUAAUUAUAACUGUGUUUCAAAUGUGUUGAAAAUAAGAAUUUAUGACAUCGAUUCUUAAUUUUAAUUGACAAUCUUUACAUGCAGGUCACGGAAAGGUGCAUUGUCUCGUCUCGCAUAAGGUUUUGCUAAUUUUCAGCCCUGCAAAUCUCCCGUCAGGCUCAUGUAGACAUAACAAAGACGAGUAUAUACAGUAUAAUGCUGCAAAUCUAGGGAGGCAUUUACCAAACAACACCUGUUAGUGAGACAUAAAUAAUUAUGGAGAUUUUAAAUAUAUUUGGACUAUGUUUUGGAAAUUAAGUGUUGAAUGAAGACAUGGAGAUAUAUUCUGUGUGCAUCUUUGAUUUUUUGCCCAGAUCUUCCACCUAUUGCAGAACUCCCUCCUCUCUGCAGCUCUGCAGCGUUCAGCAGCUAUGCAGCAAUAACAUAAAGCAGGUGUAUGUUAUGUUAUGUAUGCUGAGGGAGGGUUUCUUUGAUUUCUAUUAAACUGCCUGCCAGGCAGCGUG